AUGCGUCGCUCGCCGUCAUGCGCUGCGCGCAUCCUCACAAUCUUUUCCCUUGCACUCCUUUGCUCACUCUCCUUUACUGUCGCUCUGGCACACCCCGCCGAUAUUAACGGCAUCGUGCUGAAGAGACAAGACGGUCCCAGCGGUCCAGCGAACCCGUCUGAUACGCCUGGUCCUAGCAGCUCCUCGUCGUCGUCUUCCCCUGCGACCACCCCUUCCAGCAGCUCUUCUGCUGAAUCCUCCAUUUCGGUUGCAUCUACUACGUCGGAUACCCCGUCCACGUCCCCCACUACAAGCUCAACUAUACCCUCAACUACUUCCACUUCUUCGAGUGUCGAGAGCUCGUCAUCGACCUUUUCUUCUUCGUCUUCAUUUUCCAGCUCUGCGCCUCCUAGCUCGUCGUCGAGCGUUGUCACUACUUCGUCAUCUCCGCCGUCCUCAUCGUCUAGGCCAUCCAGCUCGUCUACCCUUUCGACCACGUCUGUGUCCAGGACUACGGCCAAGGCUAUCACUGUGAUUGCGACCACCACCACCCCCGCUAAUGGAGGUACGACUCUGAUAAGGCCGUCGGCUACAUCCCUUGCGCCCGCUACCACCGUCUCAGCAUCAGCUUCGGCAUCGUCUACUCCCAAAAGUUUCCUCGAAAACAAAGGAGCUACGGCAGCUGUCUUCACAAUUGUCGGAUUAGCAGGCUUGGGCGUCGUUGUGGGUGCGGCAAUGUUCUUCUAUAAACGCCACCGCCGUGACGACGAAGAGGAGGACGUGUAUUUCGAGAAAUACAACGAUCCGGAGCCGUCCACCGAUAUGGCUCAAGUGCACGGCAGUUACGGGACUAUGGAGCCGGCUGCUACGGAGGCGAUGGCGCCCGCGGCUGGUCACGAUGCGUACCCCGAUCGUACGGUCCAUUAUGGUCCGUCAAUGGGCCAGGAAUACGACGCCGCAUACGCGCAGAACUAUGAUCACCAGCAGUAUGGCAUGGAAUACCCGCCUAAUACGGCGUAUGCGAAUGCCACGGCGCAUGAGGGCGAAUACCAAUACCACGGAUACGACAACGAGCAGUACGCUGCUCCCUCUGCUUACGAGCCCGCUCCAGUGCAAUAUGAGCAGCAGCUUUCGCCGACCGGCCAUCCUUUCGCCGACUCGAGGCAUGCGGCUAGGGCUGGUGGUGCGCCUCCGGUCUCACCCAACCCGUCAGGAUACUCUGGAGACUCGUACUACUCGCCUCAGUAA
Molecule: messenger RNA, 1227 nt
Organism: Gloeophyllum trabeum ATCC 11539
Lineage: Eukaryota; Fungi; Basidiomycota; Agaricomycetes; Gloeophyllales; Gloeophyllaceae
Exons: 3
Coding region: 1-1227 (408 amino acids)
Source: RefSeq, a predicted model, not a curated record